This is a messenger RNA of Myodes glareolus (Bank vole), 3146 nucleotides long. The record is from RefSeq and is a predicted model, not a curated record. Lineage: Eukaryota; Metazoa; Chordata; Mammalia; Rodentia; Cricetidae.
GGUAGUGAAGUGACUGGGAAGACCACCGACAUCACAGAGGGCCAUCUGCUUCACUGAAGUCAGAGGAUUGCAGAUGCCAAUUAAAGUGAAAAACACCUUUUCAGCAACAUCUGAAUUGUUCUGCAGCUAUCCAACCAGGAAUAAGAGGAAGCCCAAGGCCCAAAAAACCAACCAUGAUGUCCAGCGAGAGGGACCCGGCAGAACCCAAAGAAAGCCAGCAGAAGAGGAAGGUGGACUGGUCCUGGUCGCUUGUCGUGGCCGCUCUUGUGGGAGCCUUCGGAUCAUCCUUCCUAUACGGGUACAACCUCUCCGUGGUGAACGCGCCCACGCCGUAUAUCCAGGCCUUUUACAAUGCAACCUGGUACAGAAGGCGUGGACAUCCCAUAGACCCUGAUACCUUGACCCUGCUCUGGUCUGUGACCGUGUCCAUAUUCGCAAUCGGUGGCCUGGUGGGGACACUAAUGGUGAAGAGCAUCGGAAACUUUCUUGGGAGGAAGUACACGCUGCUGGCCAAUAAUGGAUUUGCAAUCUUGGCAUCAUUGUUAAUGGCCUGCUCACUCCAGUCAGGAGCCUUUGAAAUGCUCAUUGUAGGACGUUUCGUCAUGGGCGUGGAUGGAGGCAUUGCACUCAGCGCGCUCCCCAUGUACCUCAAUGAGAUCUCACCCAAGGAGAUCCGAGGCUCACUGGGCCAGGUGACCGCCAUCUUCAUCUGCAUCGGCGUGUUUGUUGGGCAGCUGCUGGGCAUACCUGAGCUCCUGGGAAAGGAGAGCACCUGGCCAUACCUGUUUGGAGUGAUCGUUGUUCCUGCCUUGGUCCAGCUGGCAAGCCUGCCAUUUCUCCCUGAGAGCCCACGCUACCUCCUCCUUGAAAAGGAUGACGAGGCAGGAGCCAUGAGAGCCUUCCAAACGUUUCUGGGCAAAGCAGAUGUCUCCCGAGAGCUGGAGGAGGUACUGGCCGAGAGCCGUGUGCAGAGGAACGUCCGCCUGGUGUCCGUGCUGGAGCUGCUGAGGGCACCUUUUGUCCGCUGGCAGGUCAUCACUGUCGUUAUCACCAUGGCCAGCUACCAGCUGUGUGGACUCAAUGCAAUCUGGUUUUAUACCAGUAGCAUCUUUGGGGAAGCUGGGAUCUCUCAGGACAAGAUCCCAUACAUCACGCUGAGCACUGGCGGAACUGAGACCCUCGCUGCCAUCUUCUCUGGCCUGGUCAUCGAGCGCCUAGGACGGAGACCUCUCCUCAUUGGCGGCUUUGGGUUGAUGGCCCUCUUCUUUGGGAUCCUCACUGUGGCCCUCACCCUGCAGGACAAAGCCCCGUGGGUCCCUUACCUAAGCAUCGUGUGCAUCUUGGCCGUCAUCGCCUCAUUCUGCAGCGGCCCAGGUGGGAUCCCAUUCAUCCUGACUGGCGAGUUCUUCCAGCAGUCAGAGCGACCAGCGGCCUUCAUUGUUGCAGGCACAGUCAACUGGCUCUCCAACUUCGCUGUGGGGCUCCUUUUCCCCUUCAUACAGAGAAGCCUGGACUCCUACUGCUUCCUUGUCUUUGCUGCAGUGUGUAUCAUGGGAGCUGUCUACUUCUAUUUGGUCCUCCCGGAGACCAAGAACAGGACUCAUGCAGAAAUCAGCCAGGCCUUCGCCAAGAGGAACAAGGCUCAGCCACCAGAGGAGAAGGAUAACAGCCAGCCUGCGCCAGGUCCAUCCUCCACGCUGGACAGCCAUGACCAAAUCCAAAUGACAAAAUAUGUGAUCUCACUAUAGGAACCCAAGGCUUUCCCGAAACUUAGGUUUCAGCCGAUUGAAGCCAUGUGAGACUCUCAUCCUGGGGUGUUAGCAAGAAGCUGGGGACCAUCAGAUCUCACAGCUGUGUCUUCACAGCUACCCCUUCCAAACUCCCUGGAAGCGUUCCCUAGGUUUGGUACACUCAGCAUUCUACACGGACCAAAGGUUGCCCUCUUCAUGACUGAACCUGUAGUUUUGAAAUUAAGUUGGGGGAAGGGGAUCAGGUUGCCUACUCAAAGGAAGGUCUUUUCAUCUGAUGGACACUCCUUGUAGAGGGAAUGGCAGACCUGGACUUGUCCCACCUAUGCUGUUGCUAAGCAACCCUGACCUGCCCUUGGCCUCCAGCCUCCAGACUCCUGGGCUUGGUCCUGCAUGGAGGCUUUCUGACACCCAUGAGAAGAUUCUAGGUCGACACUAACAAAUGCCUGUUGCUAAUCUACCUCUGUCCUGUGGAUCUGAGGCUUUGGAACACCUCUUACCAGUCCACCAUCUUGCUGAACCUACCGAGACAGGCUUUGUCCCCAGCGCUCAAGGUUUCCAGGUCUGAGGCUGUCUUUAGUUUAGACUGUUACAGGAGAACACACAGACAAUCAAUAAAUAAGAUUGUUAGGAAUUUUUCCUAAUGCGAGCUCUCUGCUGAUGCAAAAGUGCCAAUCAAGCCAAAUCACAACAAGCCAAAUUUUAAAAAUAUCCAGGUUUAAUGGGAUUCUUGCGCUCUCGGGUGACCCUGAGGGGGAACCAGGAGGAUGCGAACGUGACCACCAUUCCGGGGAGAGGAAAGAGACCAGGAGGAAACUUUCUAGGGAAGCAGUUUAAAUAGACUGAGGGCAUGGUCAAGAUUUUAGCAGGCUCGUCUUGAUCCUCCUCCGGGGAGGGGUCAAGACUUGGCAGACACAGGGACGGGGCCUCCAAAGAUGGAGGCCAGAGACCAGGGUUUACAAAUAUGAGGAAGAACUUUCCAGCAACUAGGGGGCAGAGACUACAAGUUGAGCUCUGAACACUGAGAAUGACUCUAAGACUAAACCUAAAUAUGAUGGGAAAGAACACUGAUUGUUCUGGGAUUGAUUAGUAGUGCUGAUUGUUCUGGGAUUGAUUAGUAAUGCACUCGUGUCUGACAGAGAAGAUGGAGACUCACAGCACUAUUGGUGAGGUGUGGUGCCAUCAGUACUGGGUGAACUGUGGUGUUGGGACAUGUAGCAGGAGGAGUUGGGUGGAAGCUGAGAAAGGAAUGCCUUCCCAGACAAGGGACAGAGCAGAGCCAGGACCAGUGUGACUGUGAGGCCAGAGGACAGUGAUUAUUUUUGCAUGUUCUUAUAUUUGAAACUGUAAUGAGGCUACACUAAAGACAUUUUUUGAAAAAUACAUUUCCUAGUAGAA